This is a messenger RNA of Dictyostelium discoideum AX4, 783 nucleotides long. RefSeq lists its product as hypothetical. The transcript has 3 exons. Lineage: Eukaryota; Evosea; Eumycetozoa; Dictyosteliales; Dictyosteliaceae. The record is from RefSeq and is a predicted model, not a curated record. The coding region runs from base 1 to 783 and encodes 260 amino acids.
AUGUUGGAUGAAGAUUUAAAUACUCUUAUAUUGCUCGACGAUUUUGGAGGUGGUGGUGAUGGUCAAGCAUUUUCUGCUUUAACAAUUAAUACCAAUAAUUUGGUUGUCGUCAAAUUUUAUAAAAACAAUGAUUCAAGUGAAAAAGUCUUGAUUGAUUCAAUUAAUAAAGAAAGUGAAUGUUUGAAUAAAGUUUAUGGUCUGUAUACUUUGGUCACAAAAAUGGCAUCAAUUGAUUGUUUGAUUAUGCCUCACUUCAAAAUUGCUGAUGAAUCAGACUGGAGUAGCAAAAAAUUUGAAGAUAAAGUUUCAAAAGCCUGCAUCAAGUUUGCCAAUCGUGGUUAUUUCCACAAUGAUUUAGACCGCUGCCAUGUAGCAAAAAUGAAAUAUAAAAAUACUACUGAAGUUGUUUUUAUUGAUCUUUAUAGAGUCGAAAAAAUAAAAGAUAAUCAAAAAAAAGAAAAAGCUGAUGCAAUGUUUAAUACUUUAUAUGGAAACUCAACACCACUCGUUCACUAUUCCUCAUCUUCAUCCCCUUCUUCAUCCUCUUCUUCAUCCUCUUCAAAAAGACCACCAAAAAUUAAAGUACAAAAGAAAAGAAAUACGCAAUAUUUUAAAAAAACAGCCUCUUCUAAAAUCCCUCCAAAAUUUAGAACCAAACUAUUAACAUUUCAUACCCCUGAAAAGGAUCCAUCUUUUAAAAAAACUCUUCGUCCUUGGUUAAGUGGUUACACUUUAUUAAUAAUAAAGUUUUUUAAAUCAUUAAAAUUAUAUUUAGAUCAAUGA